Messenger RNA from Ectocarpus sp. CCAP 1310/34, 1170 nucleotides. NCBI's taxonomy places the organism in Eukaryota, Phaeophyceae, Ectocarpales, Ectocarpaceae. The record is from the annotation of a GenBank genome assembly.
AUGAAGAGCGCACCACCGCGGGAGCAGUGCGCAGCUAGAACCGCAGCCCCGGCCCUUGGUUCACUGCAAGAACCUGGUCUUGCAGGUGCGGAAAGAUCACGAGAUUCAAACUGGGGCGGACGACGUGACUACACCGGACGACCCGUUGGAUCGUUGGGAAGGGCUACCCGGCGGGCGCGUGCGUUGAGACUGCGCCAAGAACUACAGGACGCCGUUCCUGGGGCAUUCAACCUGUCUGCCAGCAGUCUGCAAGAAGUCGUGAGGGCUUGGAUAGAUUUCGAACCCGAGUGGGCCGAGGAGGCGAAGAAGAGAUACCUGAACAAGGGCACGUACAAUAGAUACAUCUCAAGCGCAAAGAAGAUUAGGCGUGCGAAAGGGGCGGAGAUGAGAGCCUGGGUGCUCGCAAAAGCGGCGGACGAGUUUCGCGCUGAGAGUAUCGAGACGCUCGACCUCGUCGUGAAGGAUGCGGCGAAGUCGAUCAGCGCAGCAGCGGAGAUGGAGGAUGACACCGGUACGGAAGACAACUAUUUGUCCAACUAUCAGCUGGCGCACACGGUCCAGGUGGCCAUGACGUUGAUCCAGCUGUACACUCAGCAGCUCAACGGGGUCGACCGGAUGGAUGCACUGUCCAUCGCAGCAGAAGUUGGACGGACAAGUGUUCCAACAGUACAGCUGUGGGAGCGGGAUUUCAUCGCGCGCGGACACAUCAAACCACCCGACACAGGUCGCUUCAAGCGCCGGUUUUUGCUGGAACUCGACGAAGGCAUCUCGAAGCUCGCGAAAGACUGGGUGCUCGAGAACUGCGGGAUACUGAGUGGGCAAGCCAACAAGACGGCGGAGGAUUUCCGUAAGUGGGUGAACGGCACCAUCAUGCCGAUGCUGGAGGCGCAACAAUCGGAGUACUUCGACCCUUUCCAAGGAUUGAGAAUAAGGCUGGUGGAAGGGAAGGAGAACGAGCCGCCGAAGCGCCAAAUCUCCCUUUCCACGGCAACGGAGUGGCUGAACAAGAUGGGAUGCGAAUACCACGACGGCAAAAAGGGUCUAUACUUCGAUGGCCACGACGACGAGAAGACCCUAGAGUACCGGCACGACAAGUUCCUGCCGGCGCUGUUCGAGACCUUNGGAGACCGAGCGCUUGCCGGAUGGUGGUGUCUGGGUUGGUGUCGAUGA